Molecule: messenger RNA, 441 nt
Organism: Manduca sexta (tobacco hornworm)
Lineage: Eukaryota; Metazoa; Arthropoda; Insecta; Lepidoptera; Sphingidae
Exons: 3
Coding region: 1-441 (146 amino acids)
Source: RefSeq, a predicted model, not a curated record
AUGGACACCCUGGAGAUUUAUGGAUUUAAUGGAAAUUCUGGGUUCAAAUUUCCGGAAUUUCAUGGAAGCCCUGAAACACAUAGUUUUACUGGUCAUGAAAAUCCUAGGAACCACGGAUAUGCUGGGUUCCGUAAUCAUCCUACAGUUCCUGGAUUCCAUGAGACCCGUGGAAAACCAGGAUCGUAUGGCGUACCUUCUGUAACUGAAGUGCCUGCAGGCGGACUUUACAAACUAACUGACCCUUUCAAGGAGGAAGCAGGAGUUAUAAGCACUGGAGAUUAUAAUUGGAAUGUUAAUGGAGAUGUGAUGGAAAGUCAUAAGAAGAGGACGAGCCCGCUGAAACAUUUGCUGCAAAUCAUCACCGCGUUCCUCCCCGUGGGGCUGAUAAUCUCAGCGCUCACCCCCAGUGUCAUUACCAUUCACAACACCGACACUCAGUAA